AUGCCAUGUUACAGAGAUACAAUUGUGAGAAUAAAGCUUGUUUGGCAAACUGUAAAGGAAAAUAAUAACUUUAUUGUGUUAUGGGCUGUUGGUUCAUAUCCUGUGGAGCGCAAAAGUAAUGAUCUUGAGAUGGUUUCUAAAUUAAAUAAAUGUCCUUUAAAAGUUUUUCUAGUUGGAGUUCUACAGGAAUUGUCAAUAGUUCUGGAGAACAGUGAAGAUGCUAUCUUUAAUGUGUUUGUAACUGAUCAUGUUCUUGGUCAGGAGUGGAAUUAUGUUGUUGAAGUGGUUUUUCCUCAUUUUAAUCCAAGAUUCACUCAUUUAAAGACUUUGGUUCGCCCAGAAGAAUCACUUGUUUUUGUUGUUGGUCAAAUGGAAGUUAUUCAUAAUGAUUUUUAUAUUUAUGCGAGAGAUAUUAAUCUUAUCGAUAUUAAUCGGCUUAAGAGGAAAAUUUUUGAUAAUAAUAGUUUUGAUUGCCCGAUUGAAGGUGUUAAUAUGACUCGUUCAAACCUCCUUUUUAUGCACCAAAAUAUUAAUAAUAAAUCGAGAAAUGUUCAUAAUGUUGAAGAUUCACCGUCAGCUUUAAACGAUUCUUUUGAUGAAUUUCGUUCUGGUUUAUCUUCAACUGAUAAUAUUACUUCAAAAUGUGUAAGAGUUGAAUCUUGUGGUGAAAGUGAUGAUGAUUUUGAUAGCAUUGACAAAUGCGAUGUUGAAUUUGAUAAGUCUAAUUGUUUAAAUGAAAUUUUUGAAGGUAAUACGUUUAGUGAUUCAUCAAAAAAAGGAAAUUCUCAAAAGAGUAAGAAAGACAAAGAGCCUGUUGGUGGUUCUUUACGUACUGCUUUGAGAUCUCAUAAGUCUGGUGUAGGCAGUGAAAAGUAG
This is a messenger RNA of Dentiscutata erythropus, 876 nucleotides long. Lineage: Eukaryota; Fungi; Glomeromycota; Glomeromycetes; Diversisporales; Gigasporaceae. The record is from the annotation of a GenBank genome assembly.